ACCCAGAAGAGUGAAAAAUGCUGUAUAGGGCUAUUCUCCUCCUCUAUUUUGUCAUGCGUUCCCUCUCCUCUCCUCUCUAUCCAGCACUUCGGUACAGUCCACUGCCCAUUUCUGGAAAGGCAGUAAGCUUUCAGUUACAAGAAAGUGGUCCGGUACAGAGCCACAAUCUCUCAGUGGAAGAACAAGAAGAGGAGAAGUUUCUGACUAGCCCUCCUGAGAAAAGAACAAAACGUCAUGCAGAUGCCAUAUUCACUGACAGUUACCGUAAAGUCAGAGGCAAGCUGUCAGCCCAGAAGUUAUUGCAGGGCAUCGUUGGGAAAAGACUUGGAGAAGGCAGCCUAGGAGAUGAAGACCAUGAAUUCUUGACCAGGCGCCAUUCUGACAGCAUUCUUAUGGACAGUCACUAUCACCAGCAGAUGGUAUUGAGAAACUUCUUGGGAGCCAUGUUACAGAAUAAGAGGUCUCAAGAUUGCAACCAAAACCAUCUAGUCAGUACUCUGACCAAGCUCAUGGAAUUAUAAAUCAGCUUAUUCCCAUCUCAUUCUGGUCAAUGGCAUUCUCAAGUUUGAAGGUUAAGAAUUCAAACUCCUGAAACUGUUAUAAGAAAACAAACAUUUGCCAGUGAGUGCUGAUAUUGUCAGAAAUGUAAUCUUCUACCAUACUUACAACUGCAUGAGGGAAAUGUAUGUUCCCUACAUUUACUACAUAUAUAGAUUGGUGAAUGUGUUGUCUGGGUUUGGUUCAAAAAUAAAAUAUA
This is a messenger RNA of Anolis sagrei ordinatus, 757 nucleotides long. RefSeq names its product growth hormone releasing hormone (gene GHRH). Gene Ontology annotation, cellular component: perikaryon; extracellular region; terminal bouton. Gene Ontology annotation, molecular function: growth hormone-releasing hormone receptor binding; peptide hormone receptor binding; neuropeptide hormone activity. Lineage: Eukaryota; Metazoa; Chordata; Lepidosauria; Squamata; Anolidae. Gene Ontology annotation, biological process: adenylate cyclase-activating G protein-coupled receptor signaling pathway; growth hormone secretion; positive regulation of growth hormone secretion. The record is from RefSeq and is a predicted model, not a curated record.